Molecule: messenger RNA, 1452 nt
Organism: Diaporthe amygdali
Lineage: Eukaryota; Fungi; Ascomycota; Sordariomycetes; Diaporthales; Diaporthaceae
Product: Zeaxanthin epoxidase
Exons: 5
Coding region: 1-1452 (483 amino acids)
Biological process (GO): secondary metabolite biosynthetic process
Molecular function (GO): FAD binding; monooxygenase activity
Source: RefSeq, a predicted model, not a curated record
AUGAGUUUUUUCAAGGAAGUCACAGCAUCUCUCGACUUGGACGGACCGACAGAUAUCCCUCGCCAUCCUCUGACAGGGAUCUCUGUGUUGAUCGUGGGUGCCGGCCCAGCUGGUCUGUAUACCGCUCUCGAAUGCUGGCGCAAAGGCCACAGUCCCCGUGUAAUCGAUCGAACUCCAUCACCCAGCCCUGCAGGUGACUCUUUUAUGAUGGGGCCCUCGGCACAGCAACAUAUCGAGAGAACCUGGCCCGCAUUGUAUGCGGCAUCGCUGAAGACGGCUCCCGAUCCAUGGAUGUCAUUUCACAAAGUGACCGGCGAGAAGGUGGCUGGUCCUCAGCCGUUUUCUUUCAACAAGGACGGAGUGGUGUUGUUCAACGAAGAUGGCGAGCCGGCUCCGGACCGAGUAUUUCGCGUUUCGCGCCCAAAGUUCACGGCCGCACUGCUGGGACAGGCCUUGGCCCUAGGUGUUGAUGUGUCAUUUGGGCAGCGAGUGAUUGAUUACUUCGAAGACGAGAACAAAGGCGGUGUCAUCCUGGAAGACGGGUCGAAGAUGGAUGCGGAUGUCGUUGUCGCUGCGGACGGACUUGGCACCAAAUCUCACAAGCUAAUCAACGGGCAUGAGAUCAGGGCCAUGAGUAGUAACCAUUCAAUUUUGCGGACGGCUUACCAUGUCGACAACUUUAUUACUCACCCCGAACUCGACAAAGCGUUUCCGUUACGCGAGGAUGGAGGCGCUCUGCUGCAGAUAUGGACUGCGGAUGAUAUCCAAAUCAUGGUCCUUCGUGCGCCUGAUACAAUUCAAUGGCACAUAAUGCACAAUGACAUUGCGGGAAAUUCAAAAGAGUCUUGGUCAAACCAUGUCUCACCCGAAUACGUGGUGGACUUUCUCAAGGAGAAUUAUCCCGAUGUUCCCGACUAUCUUUACAAACUCAUCAGGACCGCACCUCAAGAUGCCAUCAUCGACUGGCAACUAAUGUGGAGAGACCCCCAGCCGAACUGGACCUCGCCUUUGGGUCGUGUUGUCCAGGUUGGUGAUAGCGCCCAUACAUUCUUACCAUCGUCAGGCAACGGGGCAGUUCAGGGCAUCGAGGAUGCAGUUUCACUGGCAACCUGUCUAGAGCUCGGCGGUGGCAUGAAGAAUGCGUGGUUCUGCCAAUUUGAGCUCGUCGGCUUCAUCAAUCAAACCAACUUCUUGAAACCUGAAUCUCGAAAGAAGACGGCCGGAGGCUCGGCCACACCCCAGCCGGAGUACGGGCAUUGGAUCUGGGCUCACAACCCCGAGAGGUACGCUUACGAGAAUUAUGGCAAGGCUCUCAGGAAUGUCGUCGAUGGAACACCGUUUCAAAACACGAACAUUCCUCCGGGGUACCACUACAAGCCAUGGACGCUUCAUGAAUUGUACGAGAAGAUUGAAGCUGGUGAGAAACUAGAGUUUGAGGGAGACUGGUCGUAG